Coregonus sp. 'balchen' is the source of this 1592-nucleotide messenger RNA. The record is from the annotation of a GenBank genome assembly. Lineage: Eukaryota; Metazoa; Chordata; Actinopteri; Salmoniformes; Salmonidae.
AUGGAGCUUCUGAAUGCCAAUUCACGCUUCCUGCACGACAGUAUAGUACAGAAUGCCGACCGCCUCGCUGACACUCUGCCCGACAAGUUGUGUGUCUUCUAUUUUGUCAACUCAGGGUCAGCCCACAACCUGAAGUCCUCCUGCAACACAACCCCAAUGACAUAUGCAUGAGAUAUAGGAAGAAUAAUGUAAUAUAUAUAUUGGUAUAAAAUAUAUAGGAAGAAUGUAAUGUGUGUUUCCAACAGUUCAGAGGCAAAUGAUCUAGCAUUACGCUUGGCCCACCAGUACACCCAACAUGAAGACCUCAGUGUGGUUGACCAGUAGGUUUCUCAAAUAUCACACUUCAAACACAAAUGCUGUUCUGCUACCUUUUCAAAUGCAUGUCUCAGAAGAUUCUCUCUCUAAAUGUACUCCAUCCCUAUUUUCCCCCUCUUCCUCCAUAUCAUGGGCACCUGACUUCGCUUAUCAAUAUCAGGCCAUACAAGUUCCGAAAACUGACAGAACAGAAAAAGUGGGUUUACGUGGUGUGUAAGACACAUAUUGCAUGCCUCUAUUCUUUGGUGAGUGUGCUAUAAAAAGCUGAUACUGGCAUUACACUCCAUUUCAUUAUUACAUGCCCCUGUAGCAGACACCUAUAGAGGUGUGUACAGAGAGGACCAUCCCAACCCAGACAUAUGCAGAUACUGUGAAGGACGUGGCAGAUAAGGUGCACCAAAGAGGUUGCAAGGUAUGGCAAAUACAAUAGGUUUUGCGUGGACAAGGAGAAGUUAGAUGACAGUCUCAAUUUGGACACAGAGCAGUGUGCAAUGCUGAUAGUGUAGUAACAGUGUAACAAUGCUCAUUAGUAGUGUUCUAAUUCAAUGGAUAUACUCUCUCAAAAUGGACUUGACCCACAGGUUUUUGAAUUUUUCAUUUAGUCGUGGCCCAGCGAUGGAGGCCAAAUCCUCUUGCCCAAACGAUACAAAGUAACAGAGUAGGUACUGCCUCGGAGCAUACAAUAUCAGUGCACUAUUAUACUGUACCAUUCUCUCAGCAGCGAAGACUAGGUCGAACAGCCAAAUCCUCACUAGUUUGGAUCGAGGUCAUUGAGCAUAGUAAAAGCUAUAUUUUGGGGGGGAUCUCUCCACAUAUAUGUGUGCUCUGCAGGGAGAGUGUUUGUGGCAGACGAGGUGAAGACAGGUUUUGGGCGUGUUGUUAGCCACUUUUGGGCCUUCCAGCUUCAGGGUGAUGAUGACUUCUGCCCUGACAUAAUGACCAUUGGCAAGGCGAUGGGCAACGGGCAUCUCCUGGCAUGUGUGGCAACCACAGUGGAGAUAGCUGGGGCCUUCAAAGACAACGGAGUGGAGUACUUUCACACAGUGAGAGACUAGUAGCGGCUGUUACCACCUAUAUAUUAUGCGUAUAAAGAAAAUAAGGUGUACAGUGCACAAAAAAUCAUGUACAUGUUUGUUUACUGCACCCACAACCAAUAAACCUUGAUAUGUGUAGCUCAAAUUAGGAGGCUCAUCCCUAAUCAUGAUUUGUGGCUCUCCCGUGACUGUGUGCAGUUUGGCGGAAACCCAGUGUCAUCGGACGUGAUUGAGAAGGAUUGA